Molecule: messenger RNA, 1169 nt
Organism: Cydia amplana
Lineage: Eukaryota; Metazoa; Arthropoda; Insecta; Lepidoptera; Tortricidae
Product: zinc finger protein Xfin-like
Exons: 3
Coding region: 1-1110 (369 amino acids)
Source: RefSeq, a predicted model, not a curated record
AUGCAACAUGACGGGCAUUGCUCGGGCAGCGACGCCGAGAUCCAGUCGGCCACGGGCCAGGCGCAUAGCCAAAGUAUCAGUGGCAUCAGCAGUUACGACUACAAGUUCUAUCCGUUGAAAAAACCUUACGAUCCAAGCGAAAUAAUAAUCCAAAAAGACGGCAUAACGACCAGAACAUUCUCAGAAGACACCACGUACCUCAUAGUGAAGGUAGAGGGAGUGAGCAUCGAUGACAAGAGGCGCCGGCUCGAGGGUGUCGUCAAAAGAGCGAGGAUGAAGCCGGUCAAACAGACUGUCGACUUGAGGGGUCCCUUCACAUGCACCUUGCCGUCGACGUUGCGGCCUGACAUGCAGUGUCACCGGGUGUUCUUCAACUGCUGUCAAUACUCCCUCCACUACCGAGAAGAGCACACCAAGCGACGAAAGGCCGCGUUACGCUGCCAAAUAUGCGAGAAACGAUUGGACGAAGACUUUUAUCUAGGUUUGAGGGCGCCAACUCGUGCGACGUUUUCAUGUCGUCUAUGCAAUAUGACGUUUCAUGACAGUUUAGAUUAUGAUGAGCACAACAGCUCCGUUCACGCUAAAGUCAAGCCUCACCAAUGUUCGCUCUGCGCGAAGCGCUUCACGCAGCAAGGCGGCCUACAGCAGCACAUGCGAAUGCACAGCGGCAUCCGCCCAUUCACCUGCACCUUCUGCCCGAAAGCUUUCACCCAACGGGCCGGCUUGGAUCAGCAUCUACGCAUCCACACUAAAAUAAAGCCGUUCAAAUGCGUUAUUUGCCACAAGUGCUUCUCCCAAUCCGUACAUCUGCGUCAGCAUAUGCGCACGCAUACUAACAUUCAGCCGUUCGAGUGUUCGGUUUGCGGGCGGCGGUUCAAGCAGACGAGUCACUUGAAUUUCCAUAUGCGUUCGCACGCGAACGAGUGUCAGGCGGGGGUGAUGGAGAAGCUCGAGCAGCUGGCGCUGCACGGGCAGGCGUCGCCGCUGAGCCUGGCGCGGCUGCAGCCGGUGCAGGACGGAGACACGCUGUACUACGCCGCCGAGCUGGCAACGCCGGACUCUCACUACUACUACCAGGUCGCCGACUCCGGAACCUACCUGCAUGCUUGAGGUAGACUUUCUUAAAAUUGCUUAUGUUUUAACUAGGACGUAAUGUCCUUAUUUUAUGU